ACAGUGUUUGCAAUUACUGCGUGUGCAUUGGGCGUCUUGGCUGUCACAUUGGUUAAUUUUGUCUUGUUUGUGAUAGCCAAAGACAAAUUCAUUAAUGAAUGGUGUAUUGGAAGCUCUGCAAGCUAUUAUCUAGACACUGUUUCAAUCACGAGCAACAGUACCAUUGCAGGAGCACUAGGUUCAAGAGACAUGUACAAUUGUGAAAGAUUAUUCGAAAACGAAGCAAAAUGGUCACUACUAUGUUUAAUUUGUAUGUUCGUAGUCUACAUUCAUUGGAUUUUGAUCAUUGCAGCAAAAUACAACUUUUAUGCUCCACUACCUGUUGUCAGCCUGGCUGAAUACGGAAACAUGGCGCCAUCAGAAAAAACAAAAGACGAGAAUGAAAAGAGAGGGAAAUCAGCUAAGGAUCUUUGGAGAGAAUUUUUAACACAUAAACAAUAUGACGAGUUU
Molecule: messenger RNA, 450 nt
Organism: Gilbertella persicaria
Lineage: Eukaryota; Fungi; Mucoromycota; Mucoromycetes; Mucorales; Choanephoraceae
Exons: 2
Source: RefSeq, a predicted model, not a curated record